Molecule: messenger RNA, 1949 nt
Organism: Bacillus rossius redtenbacheri
Lineage: Eukaryota; Metazoa; Arthropoda; Insecta; Phasmatodea; Bacillidae
Product: brachyurin-like
Exons: 7
Coding region: 976-1854 (292 amino acids)
Biological process (GO): proteolysis
Molecular function (GO): serine-type endopeptidase activity
Source: RefSeq, a predicted model, not a curated record
CAUGUAACUUGUCUUAAAUUUGAUAGUUCCGAAAAGUACUACCAACUGGUUUAUGUAUUGGUAUGGUAUUUUGUAUGGUUUAUGUAUUGGUUUACGUAUCCUUAAUGUAUCCUUCUGUUUGUUGUUCUGUCAACAGUGUUUGUACACAACCAACUUCAUGUGGUUGCCUGUGUUGGUAAACAAACACAAUGGGUUGCUUUGCAAGUGGCAAUUGGGAGAAAUGGGUUUUUGAGAAAUGUCAAAUUUGAGACAAGUUACGCGACCGACCAUACUAACAGAAAUUUGUGUUAAUGUGAAAGUCCCUCUUUUGCACAUACCAACUCUAACUCCAUAGAUUCUACGUCAGAAAAUUUGUACUUUUGCAGUGAAAAGAUUACGUGAUAUUUGGACAAUUUCUGCAACAUUUGAAAGCUUCUUAAAUUGAACAACUUCUAUUGCUAGUUCUGAAACGACACUGAUCUAUAGAACUGUUUCGUCAGUGGCGGAUGCAAGGAGGGGGGGGGGGGGAAUGGGAAAAAUUUACAAAAUAUCAGCGAAGGCAGUAUGUUAUUUUGUGUGAUGCAAGGUGGGCAGUUAGAGCUCCUGCAAUUUCAACUGUGUGAGAAGCCGCAUCGUUUACUGCUACUAUUUUGUCGGUACAUAUGUAAGUGUGUUCGUGUCAAUAGUAACGUUUUUUUUUAAUAAAUCUUUUCAAAUAUUAUUUUUUUGUUCAAUUUUUCUUUCUGCCCCCCCCCCCCCCCCCCACCCCAAAAUAAAUUUUCUUGUAUCCGCCACUGAGUUUUGUAUAUUUCCCAUUGCAAAUCAUCCUCAGUGGACUUGUGCGGCUCUUCCUCCCGCCUAGCUCUGGGAUAUUGCUUGCUGUGACGUGCCACGAGAUAACGGCAGGUUUCACACGGCGAUGGGGGGUAUAAGAAGGCCCGACUCGUCGAAGUGGGGCAUGUUUAUUCAAGGUGACUGCUGGGAACGACAGACACCAUGAACGCCAUCAUCCUGCUGGCCCUUGUGGCGAGUGCCUUUGCUCUCCCGCAAACUCAACGGGACUUGAGCAAGAUCAUCCGCAGAGACAUCUACCCCGAGAAUUUCGUCAAACCAGAAAUACCACACAACUUGACCGUGGGGUCUCGCAUCGUGGGAGGUGAGGAGGCCACCCAGCACGCGUUCCCCUACCAGGUCGCACUCUUCCUGCCCGUGCAAGGAGGUACCUCCUUCUGCGGAGGGUCCAUCCUCAACCAGGAGUGGAUCCUCACCGCCGCCCACUGCGUCGACGAACUGGUCGGCCCCGUGGAGGUGGUGCUGGGAGCUCACAACAUCAGGACAGUGGAGUCGUCCCAAGUGAGCCUCGUCGGCAGCGAGAUACACAUCCACCCCGAGUGGAACAGGGCGAUCCUCCAGAACGACGUGGCGCUCAUCAAGCUGCCCAAGAAGAUUUCUUACAACGCAUACAUCCAACCAAUCAGGCUGCCAUCCAAGUCUCAGGAAUCAAAAACCUUCGCCAACGACCAAGGCACAGUGAGCGGCUGGGGAAGGCCAUCUGACGCUGUCCAAACAGUCAGCCCAGUGCUUCGCUACGUCACGCAGCCGGUCAUGACCAACCUGCAGUGCAACAUCCGCUACCUCGGCGUCAUAGUGCAGUCUCACGUCUGCCUGUCCGGAGCAGGAGGUCGAGGAACAUGCCAGGGCGACAGCGGCGGUCCCCUGGUGGUCGCCGACACUGACGGCGCCAGGACCCAGGUCGGCAUCGUGUCCUUCGGCCUGGCCCUGGGCUGCGAGAUCGGCUGGCCCGGCGUCUACGCCAGGGUCACCAGCUACCUCACCUGGAUCUCCAGCACCACCGGCAUCGCCAUCAGGAACUAGGGAUCUAUCUCUCUCCGCGACGUCGCCACCGUUCGGGGAAUUGUAGGACCCCCGCAUUCCCGUGUCUGUCGAAAUAAAAUAAUCACGCCUCCGUA